Molecule: messenger RNA, 990 nt
Organism: Penicillium brevicompactum
Lineage: Eukaryota; Fungi; Ascomycota; Eurotiomycetes; Eurotiales; Aspergillaceae
Product: metallophosphoesterase family protein
Exons: 1
Coding region: 1-990 (329 amino acids)
Biological process (GO): polyphosphate catabolic process
Cellular component (GO): cytoplasm
Molecular function (GO): endopolyphosphatase activity; phosphatase activity
Source: RefSeq, a predicted model, not a curated record
AUGCAGCGCCGGGUUUCAUCUGACGACCUUCAAGUGCAUGAACAUACAAUGUCCCAAAAAGCCCUCGAAAAAUUAUUUCCAAUCAAGAAUUUUGUUUCAGAUCUAUCGACCCCUCUCCUUCAAUCCGCAGCAUCUCAGAAUGGCACCAGUGGUCGCCUAGUCGUUGUAGGCGAUGUGCAUGGGAUGCACAAGUCUCUCCAGGCUCUGUUAGAGAAAGUCGACUUUAGCAAACAGAAUGGCGACCAUCUGAUUCUAGUCGGCGAUUUAGUUAAUAAGGGACCCGAUAGCUCUAGUGUCAUCGACCUCGCUAUGAGGCUAGGCGCCAGCGCGGUGAGAGGCAACCACGACAACGCCGUUCUGAAAGCAGCCACCGAGAUAAAAGCCAGAGAGGAGAAUCCCUCGCAAGGUUCAAGCGGUGACACAUUACCUGAGAACUCCGAAGCGACCUCAUCGGGAGAAACAGUGCAAGACCCCAACAAUGCAGACAAGCCUGCAUCUUCCCCCAAAUAUGAAACAGCAUCGUCACUUUCGACGACCCAACUCGACUGGCUUGCCGAAUUGCCUUUGAUCUUGCGCGUCAAACUACCUCAGUAUACAUCAUCUACCCUCGGCGACUCCUUGAUUAUUGUACACGCGGGACUUGCCCCUGGUAUUCCCCUUGAAGAUCAAGACCCACAUGCGGUUAUGCACCUGCGGAGCCUGGUUCAUCCACCAGGCGAUGAGACUUCACUCACGCCGGCAGAGGCACCAGGAGACGAAAGCUGGAUUGUAGAAUGGGACAAAUGGCAAGAAGGCCUAUCGUCUAAGAGUACUGUGAUUUUUGGACACGAUGCAAAGCGUCGUUUGCAACUGGGCAAGUAUACAAUCGGAAUUGACUCGGGUUGUUUGUACGGCAACCAGUUGAGCGCCGUGGUCAUUGCGGCUUCCGAGAGUGGGAUUGAGCACCAAAUCGUUCAAGUCGAAUGCGCUGAUGCACAUUUGGUUGUGUGA